This is a messenger RNA of Penicillium roqueforti, 666 nucleotides long. RefSeq lists its product as uncharacterized. The coding region runs from base 1 to 666 and encodes 221 amino acids. Lineage: Eukaryota; Fungi; Ascomycota; Eurotiomycetes; Eurotiales; Aspergillaceae. The record is from RefSeq and is a predicted model, not a curated record. The transcript has 2 exons.
AUGGAAGCCUCCCGCCAACCCUCCUCCAUCCCGCCAGCCAAUCCCCCCAGCGUGGAAAUCGCCUACAAGCGCAAGUGCAUAGCGCUGAAGAAGCGCCUCGCCGAAGUCGAAGCCGAGAAUGAAAUCAUGCGCACCCGCAACCGCCGCGGCUCCCAAUACAUCCAGAAAAUGCGCUUGGAAACCUGCAUGCUCCUCGAACGUCUAACAAAGGUCACCGGCAUGGCCGACGAGGCAAAGACAGGCACCGCAAACCCAGAACUGCGUGCCCGCGCCGCAGCCAUGAUGAAUCCUGCACAUGGGGCCGGUGUGCUUCUGGAAGACGAUACGGAGGGUAGCUCCGAUGAGCAGCCGCGCACACCCGAGGAACGCCCGCUACGCGUUAAGCGCUCCCGCAAGUCCAACGCCACCGGCAUCGAUGGCCUGGACGAUGAUCUCCCCGCUCACGAUGGACAUCCCGAAUCUGUAGAUCCCGCUGCUGCUGCCCUUCCCCGUCUUGCGCCGGCUCCGACACAGGAGUCUCUUACUCAUUCCUUCCGUGUGCAGACGGGCAGUGGUGGCUCUGCGGAACAGACUCCUGUUGCUGCUGAGGCUGGUCCUGAGGCUGUGACUACGCCGAUGGAUGUGGAUAGGGAGGAGGUUAAGGAGCCUAAGGUUGAGCAGGCUUAG